Molecule: messenger RNA, 1140 nt
Organism: Danio aesculapii
Lineage: Eukaryota; Metazoa; Chordata; Actinopteri; Cypriniformes; Danionidae
Product: glycoprotein hormones alpha chain-like
Exons: 4
Coding region: 62-415 (117 amino acids)
Biological process (GO): positive regulation of steroid biosynthetic process; thyroid hormone generation
Cellular component (GO): follicle-stimulating hormone complex; extracellular region
Molecular function (GO): follicle-stimulating hormone activity
Source: RefSeq, a predicted model, not a curated record
CUUUACUUGUGUCUGAAAAGAAACUCAUCACACUCCAUAGAAAGUCAAGAACAAAGCCAUCAUGUUUUGGACAAGAUACGCUGAAGCAAGCAUUUUCUUGUUGUUAAUGAUUCUUCAUGUCGGACAACUGUAUUCAAGAAACGAUGUGUCUAAGUAUGGAUGUGAAGAGUGCAAACUCAAGAUGAACGAACGUUUCUCCAAACCUGGGGCUCCAGUCUAUCAGUGCGUGGGCUGCUGCUUUUCGAGAGCUUACCCCACACCCCUGAGGUCCAAGAAAACCAUGCUUGUCCCAAAAAACAUCACAUCAGAAGCCACUUGCUGUGUAGCAAAAGAAUCUAAAAUGGUUGCCACUAAUAUCCCACUAUACAACCACACAGACUGCCACUGCAGCACCUGUUACUAUCAUAAGUCUUAAAAACACACACUCUUCAAAAUCCUUAUGCUUAUUUCCUGUUCCUAAAUCAGUGACUCAUAAAAUAUGUGAUUUUUUUAUGUAGCUGUUCAUAUUUCAACUGUGGCCAUUUCCAAUUCGCUUCUAAAAUGGUCAGCAUAAUUAAUGUAAACUGCAUAUUCUGUCACUUUCAUAGACCUUAAAGGGAUAGUUCACCUAAAAAUGAAGAUUACUCAAACUCAAGUGGCUCAAACUGGGUCCUGGAGGUCUGGUGUGCAGAUUUUAGCUUCAACUUGCCCCAACACACCUGCAAGGAUGUUUCUAGAAAGCCUAGUAAGAGCUUGAUUAGCUAGCCUAGGUGUGCCUGAUUGGGGUUGGAAAUAAACUUUGUAGGACACCGGCCCUCCAGGACUGAGUUUGGACACCCCUGCUCUAAACCUUUAUGAGUUUCUUUCUUCUUGUUGAACGAACAAUUUUGAAGAAAGAUGGAAACACCACUGACAUUAAAGUCAGUGGUUUCCAGCUUUCUUAAAAGAGGAAAGAAAGUUGAACAGAUUUGGAUGGAACAAGUAGAGGGUGAGUGAAUAAUGACAGAAUUGUCAACUUGGUUGAACUAGGCCUAUCCCUUUAAGAGCGUAAUAUGCCAUCUUUUACAACCAUUCCCAUUGCUUAUUUAUUUGGUUGCCUUUACUGUGAUAUUCUUCAAGUCCAAAAAUUAAAUAAAAGAUUGCUUAUGACAUGCUUCGUUU